This is a messenger RNA of Rotaria sp. Silwood1, 1911 nucleotides long. The record is from the annotation of a GenBank genome assembly. NCBI's taxonomy places the organism in Eukaryota, Metazoa, Rotifera, Eurotatoria, Philodinida, Philodinidae.
AUGGAAGAUGUUGAUGUUCCUUUCGUCGAAGUACACUAUGUUUCUAUUCAAAAAGUUGGAGAUGUUCCAGUAAUUAAAGGUGAUUUUCAAACACUUCCACCUAAAGUACAAAAAUGGAUUGCUCAAAUGGUACAAUUAUGUACUCCACGUGGUGUAUAUAUUUGUGAUGGUUCAGAAGAAGAAGCAGAUAUGGUAACGAAUAAACUUCUUGAACGUGGUACAUUAUCAAGAUUAACUAAAUAUGAAAAUAAUUACAUUUGUUGGACAGAUCCUCGAGAUGUUGCUCGUGUUGAAUCGAAAACAUUUAUUGUUACAGAUGAUAAAUAUGCAAGUGUACCACAUUCUCGUCCAGAUGUUAAAUGUGUUCUCGGUCAAUGGAUGUCACCAAAUGAUAUGAAAAAGGAACUUGAUGAUCGUCUUCCAGGAUGUAUGGCUGGAAGAAUGCUUUAUGUCAUUCCAUUUAGUAUGGGACCAAUUGGUUCACCGUUAAGUAAAAUUGGUGUACAAGUAACCGAUUCAAAUUAUGUAUUACUAUCGAUGAGAAUCAUGACACGCGUUUCAUCGGAAAUAUGGAAACAUAUUCAACAUGAUGAAGAAUUUGUAAAAUGUCUACAUUCUAUGGGUUGUCCUCGUCCACAUGCUCAAAAAGUUGUUAACAAUUGGCCAUGUAAUCCGGAGAAGACUCUUAUUGUUCAUUUUCCUGAUAUUCGAAAAGUUAUUAGUUAUGGUUCAGGUUAUGGUGGUAACAGUUUACUUGGUAAAAAAUGUUUUGCUUUACGUAUUGCUGGUCGUAUUGCAUAUGAUGAAGGAUGGUUGGCUGAACAUAUGUUAAUUAUGUCAGUAACAAAUCCAAAAGGUGAAGAAAAAUUUAUUGCUGCUUCUUUUCCAUCAGCAUGUGGUAAAACAAAUUUAGCUAUGUUAACACCAGCAAUACCAGGCUAUAAAGUUCAAUGUGUUGGUGAUGAUAUUGCUUGGAUGAGAUUUGAUAAAAAAACAGGUGAAUUACGAGCUAUUAAUCCUGAAGCUGGAUUUUUUGGUGUUGCACCUGGUACAAAUAUGAAAACAAAUCCUAAUGCUAUAUUAACAUGUAUGAAAAAUUCUAUAUUUACAAAUGUUGGUGAAACAGCUGAUGGUGGAUUUUUUUGGGAAGGUCUUGAAGAUGAAACACCAGCCGGUACAGAAAUUUUAUCAUGGACAGGUGAAAGAUAUAAAUUAGGUGAAGAUAAAACAAAAAAAUCAAGUCAUCCAAAUGCUCGAUUUUGUUGUCCAGCUCGACAAUGUCCAAUUAUACAUAGUAAAUGGGAAGAUCCAGCUGGUGUACCUAUAUCAGCUAUUAUAUUUGGUGGACGAAGACCUGAAGGUGUUCCAUUAGUUAUUGAAGCACUCGAUUGGAAACAUGGUGUUUUUCUUGCUUCACAACUUAAAUCUGAAACAACAGCAGCUGCUGAACAUACAGGAAAACAAAUUAUGCAUGAUCCAUUUGCUAUGCGACCAUUUGUUGGUUAUAAUUUUGGACGUUAUAUUCAACAUUGGCUUGAUUUUGAAAAAGAUCCAAAUAAUAAGUUACCAAAAAUUUUUCAUGUCAAUUGGUUUCGUUUGGAUGAAAAUAACAAAUUCCUUUGGCCAGGAUUUGGUGAUAAUAUACGUGUACUUGAUUGGGUUAUUCGACGAACUAAUGGUGAAGAUAUAGCUGAUAUGUCGCCAGUUGGUUUAUUGCCAAAGAAAGGUUCAAUUAAUCUUCAAGGUCUCACUGUUGAUUGGGAUAAAUUAAUGAGUGUACCAAAAGAUUAUUGGUUAAGUGAUAUUGAUGAAACAUUAAAAUGGCUUGAUGAACAAUUAGGCGAUGAUUUACCACAAGAUAUUCGUAAACAAAUCGAACAACAAAAACAACGUUUGACCCAAUUAAAAUAA